Molecule: messenger RNA, 2205 nt
Organism: Musca vetustissima
Lineage: Eukaryota; Metazoa; Arthropoda; Insecta; Diptera; Muscidae
Gene: Orc3
Product: origin recognition complex subunit 3
Exons: 5
Coding region: 1-2205 (734 amino acids)
Biological process (GO): DNA replication initiation; DNA replication
Cellular component (GO): nuclear origin of replication recognition complex; nuclear pre-replicative complex; DNA replication preinitiation complex
Molecular function (GO): DNA replication origin binding
Source: RefSeq, a predicted model, not a curated record
AUGGAUUCAACUAUAUCGGUGUCAAAAGGAUGCUUCGUCUUCAAAAAUGGAGCCACCCGAGCUGAUAAAACUAAAAAGGCGACCAAACGUAAAAAGGCAACCGCCCAUCAAACUGGCAUUUUGGGCAAAGAAAUAACAGAUCAACCAUUCUACACGGUAUACUCCGACACAUGGAAUAAAAUACAAAGCCACAUUGAUACCCUGCAAAAGGAGAGCAGUGGUAAAAUAUUACAAGAAUUGGUCGACUAUGUGGUGCAACAAAGUAAAAAUGAUGAAAAUUAUUUGGGUCUUGAUGAAAUUGUACCAGCUGCCGCCCUAUUAACGGGUAUAAAUCAACCAGAUCAUUUGGAACAAUUUGAUAAUCUUGCCCAGCGUAUUAAUGAACAAAUUUCGGCCAGUAUUUGUCUUUUGCAAUCUCGUGAUUGUUCCACCCUAAAAUCCGCUGUGGAAACCAUGGUCUAUAAUUUCAUUGAAGCUCCGCAUGAAGAUGAUGAGGAUCGUGAUCAUAAGCGAUUGCGUAAAACACAGUGCACCAUGAAACAAUUAAAGACAUGGUAUCGUAGCAAUUGGCCCGAUGAGGCAGAGAAAUCCGAGCAAACAAAUGCGGAUGAGGCGAGCAGUGAAACGGAUGCAAGUAGCAUUGUUUCGGCGGGGAAAGUCAGAGAUUCCCGUCACAUGUUAAUUGUUAUUUUGCCCGAUUUUGAAUGUUUCAAUUCAGCCAUAUUGCAGGAUAUUAUUUUGAUACUUAGCUCAAAUUGUGCUGAGUUACCGUUUAUGUUAAUUUUGGGUAUUGCCACAUCUAUUGCAGCGGUACACAAUGCAUUGCCCUAUCAUGUUACAUCGAAAAUUAAAUUGCGUAUGUUUAAGACCCAAUCGGCGCCAGUGGGUCUGAAUGAGAUUCUAGAAAAGGUUAUAUUAUCCCCCAAUUACGCCUUUCACCUUUCCGGCAAGGCCUUUAAAUUUCUAACACAUAUUUUCCUGUACUAUGAUUUUUCCAUAAAUGGUUUCAUACAAGGAUUCAAGUACUGUUUGAUGGAACAUUUCUUCCAAGGCAAUGCCUAUGGCUUGUGCUGUAACUAUUCCACUUCGUUGACCAAAAUUAAAGCUUUGACCCACGAUGAUAUGGAAAUUAUACGCAAACAGUUGUCUUUUCGUCCCUAUGUGGAAAGUAUUAACGACUGCAAACGUAUCAUUGCCAUACUAACCGAUGAUGAUUAUCUAAAAAAGAAAUUACCCAGCCUGCUAAAGGAUUGCCACAUCUAUUUUCUGUUGUAUCGCAUCUUUUUGGAAUUCCUCACCGUUUUGGUUGAGGAUCUACCCAAAUGUCCGUUGGGUAAAUUUCGCCGUGAAUUGUAUGCCUCCUGCUUGGCCAAAGAUAUUUGCUCCCAGCCGGAAUAUCGAGAAUGUUGGCAAAUAUUGGCUUUUAUGUCCAAAGAUGAAUUUGUAGCGAAAAUUUCCAAGGCCAUUGAACAAACUCAGGAUUUCUAUGAACAGGAAAUAUAUGAAAAAUUAGAAUUGUAUGGGGAAUGUGAAGAGAUUGUCAUUACCAAAUUGCAUGCCGUAAAAGAAUUGCUUACCAAGGUGGUAAUGGCCGGUAUGGAUGCCACAAAGUCACAGCAACAACAAACAACCGUAACAUCACCGGAAGAAUUAAAACAAGUAUCAUCACGGCAGGACCUGAAAGAUAAGCUAUUGCAAAUGUCCAAGGAACAAAAACCGAUAUCAGAAUUCGCUAAAUCUGUGCAAGAGACUUUGGAUUAUAUUGAAAAAGAAAUUGUGGCCGAACAUUUGGGUCCUCUGCAAAAGGCUCCUGCACUGCAUGAAUUGUUUGUUUUCUCCGAUAUUACCACGGUGAAGAGGAAUAUUAUUGGUGCACCACGUGCUGCCCUGCACAUGGCCCUUAACAAUCCGCACUUUUAUUUGCAAUGUAAAUGUUGUAAUCUUCGUGAAAAUACCCAGCUACUGCCAUCACUGCCAGAUAUUUCGGUAAUGUAUAAGCUGCAUUUGGAAUGUGGCCGCAUGAUAAAUUUGUAUGAUUGGCUGCAGGCAUUUCGUUCGGUUGUUGAUUUUACCGAAGAUGAUCAGGAACAAAUUGAUCCGCAGAUACAGGCCCGUUUCACCCGUGCCGUGGCCGAGUUACAAUUUUUGGGUUAUAUUAAAAUGUCGAAACGCAAAACAGAUCAUGCAACGCGUCUAACUUGGUAA